Pelagomonas calceolata is the source of this 1486-nucleotide messenger RNA. Lineage: Eukaryota; Pelagophyceae; Pelagomonadales; Pelagomonadaceae. The record is from the annotation of a GenBank genome assembly.
GCGCCGAGCAGAGCGCCAGUGCCUCGACGCGAGGCGCGCGAAAAUCAAUCGAAAACGCGUACACUACGCACGCAUUUGAGCCAGGCUGCCCCGCACCACGACAACUGCGCGGAGCCGCCGUACACGACGCGCAUUUUGGACAGGCUGCCUCGGAGUCGCCACUGAAAAGCAUACAGAUGCGAGCAGCAAUCGCAAGGGCUGCCCGGCUGCGCGGCGUCGGCGUCGCCGCGGCUGCCACAGUCACCACUGCGAGCUGUGCCGAGCGGCGGGCCUGCCCCGGCUUCGAGGUGCCAUUGGACCGGCGGUACAAGGGUACCGCGGCGGCACGGGAGGCACGAGGACGAGGCUGCUUGACAGAUGCCGAGGUAGUGCAGUGCGCCGAGAUCAUCAAUAACUUCGUGGACCUGCCGUUCUUCACGGAAGAGCAAGAGCAAGAGAUCUUCGAAUUUUCCGUCUGUCGACUGGUGGAGCGGCUGGCGCAAGUCCUGCCCAACGAAGUGAUCAAUAUGAUUCACAGCGACCAGUCGCUGCCGCGGUUGCCCGCGGCCGAGCUGGAGAAGCGGUUGCACGCGUGGCUCGUGGACACGUGGCAGAUGCCGUUGUUGGAUGAAUUGGACCGGAGGCAUGUGGUCCAUUGUCUGCUUGUCUUGGUCCGUGCGUAAAUCAACAUGUCACUGCGCCUUCUCGGACCUCCACGCCAUCGACGCGACGCCUGCUCGAUGGCGUGGCGGUGCCGGUUCAUCACCAAUCGACGGAGCCAGCACGGCGGCAUCGUCGCGCACCGACUCACGGGUUGAUUUGUGCACAGGUCUUGGUGAUGCGGUCCAUGCGGCACUGUUCCCGAGACGUGGGCGAUCUGACGGAACGGGAGACGCACGAGCUUAUUCUAGAUGUCUUCGUGAAGAGCACGUUAGACGUGUUCUCGGACCCGGCGCAGCGCAAGGAACUCGGAGCCCGAAUAGAAGGCUACGCGUCGUCGAUCCCCUUCCUGCCCGCGCCGCUCUUGUCGCACGCGAUCGACAAAUUCUGCGCCCUGGCUACCGAGAAGGUCACUCCGGUACUAAUUCAUACGUACAACGAGCACCUUCUCGCGACCGACAUCUACCGGGAUUAUGCGAGGUUGGCCGCGGAAGGAGUCGCGCCCAACGAGCAGCCGUUCACGGACCGACUGCGGCGGAACCUGCGCGCGGCCUGCGACCCCGCGACGGACGAGAAUCGAGGUUUUCUGGGCAGCGUCGUGGCUCUUCUCCCGCAGGAUCGAAGGGAGUGGUACGUGGGACUCUUCGUCGACGCCUUCUUAGAGGGGCUCAGAACGGACAAACUGGAGGGCAUCCUGCACAACGUGACGCUCGACGACGCGCUUCACCAGGAGUUGAUAGAAAAGCCGUUCCUGCUCACGGCGCGCGCGGCGCGGCGGCACACCGUGGUGCCGGCGCGCCGCGGCCACGUCGUGGGCAAGAGCCACUACCCCGCCGGCUAAGGAGCC